GCCUGACAGAUACAGUAAAUGCCCUGACGUUCCAUAACCGGCUGUCUGCCCUGCUUUGCUCUGAAGUUCCGGGCUGAUCCUCUGCCACUGUUUGACCCACUCCCGCAGGGGUUUGACCCCUUCACGCCACAAGUGCGACGAGCUCCCGCCAGUACGAAAAGUGCGACACUGGUACCGUGUUCUCGGCCUAGAUCUCUCUCACGAACCAUUGAUAAACUACAUAAACGGUCGACGUCUACAGUUUGAAGUCCUCUGUUUUGGGGUAAACUAUAGGAUGCAGUUUUGAGCGAAAGAGGUUUUGAGAAGCACAGACUCCAUCGAUUGGCCAAACCAGGUAGACGUGCAGUGGAGGAAACUCGUGCAGGGGCAGUGCUAACCUAACGGGUCUGCAGAGGACUUCCCAACCGUCGCCGGUCUCAGUUUCCUGUUGAACGUUUUGUCCACCAUGCCACGUGCAAGACUGCUGUUCCUGUUGCCAUUAGUGACGAUAUUGAGCCUCGCGCAUGCGUGUCCAGACCCCUGCUACUGCGUCGUACGUCACGUGUGGUGUCACGAGGCCAGACUCACCGAACUGCCUGCUGGGAUUGAGCCAACAGUUCACUAUCUUGAUUUUGGUGGGAAUGACAUUUCUAGGCUGCCGCCGAUGUCGCUCAUGCCUUACCCGAACCUGCGCUCGGUAAUCCUCGGCAAGAAUCGGCUCUCGUAUAUUCCCGACUACACGUUCGGAAACUUGACCUUCAUAGAUACGCUCUAUUUGGACAACAACAACAUCAGCAAGGUUGCUGAAAACGGAUUUAAGGGGCUUGGCGGACUCCGGACUCUGGGCCUCUCCGGAAACCGGCUGACGGAAGUUCCAUCAGUGGCAUUACGGCAGGUCCGGAACUUACGUCACCUGGACCUUUCAGACAACAACAUCCACAACCUCGUACAACAUUCUUUUGCCGACGUACCCUUCUUAGAAACCUUGAACCUGAGCUCCAACUGUAUUGAGAGGAUAGACAGAGAGUCCAUCUGCUCGCUCCGCAGAAUGAAGUACCUGGAUCUCUCUAACGCCUGUUUGUACCAGGUUCCAAGACAAGCUCUCGUCCGUCUGGACCAGCUGCAGAGCCUAAACCUGGCGGGAAACAACCUCAAGCGCAUCUCCGUCUUCGCCUUCGGUGCUCAGACCUACCUGAAGAGUCUUGACUUGAGCAUGAACAAGAUCACUUACGUCUCACCAGACGCCUUCAUCAACGGCUGCAGCCUGCAGAAACUCAGCCUGCAAGGAAACUCUUUGUCCGCCGUGCCGACUAAAGCCUUCAAACCCAUGAAGAACCUGGAAAACGUGCAGCUAGGACAUAACCGCAUCCGGAGGGUUGCGCCGGGGGAGCUGGACGGUGUCCCCACCGUGAAGGUCCUGGGGCUGGACGGGAACCAGAUCAGGUCGGUGUCCAGCCGUCUGCUCACACGGCUGCCCAGGUUCCAGGCGCUGGACAUCUCCGACAACCCGCUGUCCUGCGACUGCAACCUCGACAAGUUCCUACGGUGGGCCGACCGGAAGCUGAUCUCUGUUACGCACUCGGAGGCUGGCUGGCGACCGUACCGUCAGACGUGUGACGCGGCGGCCACCGCCGCACCUGUCCCCGAGCAGGAGCCGUGCCCGGCACAGUGCCGCUGCCUGCGGGGCCCCUUCUCCUUCUGCGGAGCCUCGGACACAGCCGCACAGUACGUGUCCGUCACGUGUAACCGCCAGGGUCCGUGGGAGCUGGCGUCCGUACCUUCCGGUCUACCGACUAGGACGAGGAACCUGUACCUGGACGGUAACAAGAUCGCCGUGGUGAGGGAAGAGCAGCUACUGGGGGUGCCUGAGUUGGAGGCCUUGUCGUUACAGAAGAACCAGCUGACAGAGGUACCCACGGACGCCUUGAGGGCCGUACCCAAUCUGAAGUACCUCCUCCUGGCCAACAACCCGAUCUCAGAGGUGCCAGCCUUCGCGUUCGCCUGGGUGCCCGGUCUGACGUCGCUGAACCUGGCCAACACGUCCCUGACCGCCGUGCCGUCCAAGGCGCUCCGCCUGCCGCAGAACCUCACCACCCUGCAGAUCAGCGGGUACAUCAAGCGACUUAAAGCGGUCAACUUUGUCGGUAUGAGCUCCCUGGAGAUCCUAGUCAUGGACCACAACUGCUUCAAGUCCAUCGAUGAUGAAACCUUUGAGCCCCUGGUCAAGCUGGUACGGUUAGGUCUCAGUAACGCCUGUCUGCGGGACAUUCCGGUACUGCAGUUAGAGAGGCUUCCUCAGCUACUCUACCUCGAUCUGAGCAAAAACUCCAUCGCCGACGUCUUGGACGGCGCCUUCAUCAGCAAUCCGCGCCUGCGCGAGCUAAAUCUCGCCAACAACGAGAUCUCGCAGAUCGCGUCGUCUGCGUUCGUCGGGCUGGCGGAGCUACAGAAGCUGGACAUGCGCCACAACCGCCUGCCGAGCGUGCACAUGGACGCGCUGCUGGCCAUGGCCGGCAACCUGGAGAUCUUGGACUAUAGCUUCAACAGGAUCCGGAAGGUGCCGGACCUGUCGGUGAUGCCGCAGCUGACGGAAGUGUACCUGGACCAUAACGAGUUGGGUUAUCUCAACACGAGUUACGGGCGGGAGAAGGAUAUCCUCUACCACCCCGUGGAACUUCUCAGUCUGGACUACAACCCGCUCAUCUGUGACUGUAGGGCCAGAGACCUACGUCGCUGGAUGGACUCCAAGCAGAUCGACCUGUCCCCGUUGCGGGGGUUCCAGGGCACGUGGUGCGCCGCGCCGGAGCGCCUGUACGGGCGGAGUCUGAAGUCUGUGUUCCCGGGGGAACUGUGUCUGAACGGACAGGACAAACGUACCAGGUACCAAACGGAACCUCAGCCAUUCUUUCCAACCAGUGGCAUCCACGAUGAGAUCAGUACCUUAUUGGAUCAGGUCUUGGGGCGUGAAGAUGAGAAACCUGAAUCUGACCAAUCAGAAGUCAGUGCCUCUGAUGGCAGUCAAUCGGAAGAGAGCAAGGGCACCCCUCAGUCCUCUGUCGAUCAGGUGAUGUCGCGCCUGCGGGAUCUUUCCUCGCGAAUGUCGAAGAUUGACGGCCUGCUCGCACGCCUGAGAAAGAAACCACAACAACGCAGCCGCCGCUAGAGGACGCUUUUGCAUGGUCGUGCUGUGACAGAGGGCAACCGCAAUUAGCAACAAUGAACAAUACCAUGUCAGACGUGGUAUUGUUUAUUGGUGUCAGUUGUAGUUGCAGGCACGUCCCUACAAUGCCUAUUCUAGGUUGUAAGGGGUAUAUAUCAAGUGGCAUUAUUCUGGAGUUUGAUCCUAGAACAAACGAACUUCAUUGGAAAUACUAGAUGUGCUUUCUCGUUUGACUAGUCUUCAAUGGCAGAGCCAUGGCUAAGUUUACACCAAGGAGCUCCUUGGUUUACACUAAUAUUACUCAAUUCUGAUUAUUGUUACCCAGAGGAAAUUCCACAACCUUUUUUGUAAUUUACUUCACGUUUCUCUUUGCAAACGUGUUGAUUAUAAAUGCUGACUUUCCUUAAACAUCUUGAGACGUAGAAAAGUUACUAAUAUUGUUGUAGUGCGCAGGACAAUUGAAAUGUAUUGUGUAUUUAACAUUUUUACUCUGAGACAUGUUUUCAUGUAUGAGCCAUCAAAGACUUAGCAACCAAAUGACGACUUUUUUCUUUAUACAAAAUAGAAAGUAGAAAGAAGAACUUUGUACUUUGUGCUCUUUUAAGAAUGUAAAAAAAUAAACAUUUUUGUUAACUGGAGUAUAAGUAAGAUAUCAAAGAGAGCCCUUUUUUUAUCAAGACAACAGCUCAAGAGGCAGGAUAUAGU
Messenger RNA from Branchiostoma floridae (Florida lancelet), 3844 nucleotides. RefSeq names its product chondroadherin-like protein. Gene Ontology annotation, cellular component: extracellular matrix. The record is from RefSeq and is a predicted model, not a curated record. Gene Ontology annotation, molecular function: protein binding. The transcript has 16 exons. Lineage: Eukaryota; Metazoa; Chordata; Leptocardii; Amphioxiformes; Branchiostomatidae. The coding region runs from base 446 to 3142 and encodes 898 amino acids.